UCCCCUCCCCUCCCUCCGCCGAGCUGUCAGUGACAGACAGCAGCGCACAUGAGCCUCGGUGCUGCAGACGGAGGAGAACACCCGUCCAUGAAACUGCUCCUCGGCGUUUUCACUCAAACGGGGCAAGGACAUAACAUGACACUCCUGUCAUCUGUCCGGACUGAGCUCAGACACGUCGGAGGGCUGAGCUGCCUGCUAAUGAGAGUAGUUAGCUUAUAAGCUAAUGUUAACAGAUCUGCUUUCUGCUGUCGGCUAACGAGCCUUAGCUUGGCUAGCAAAGGUCGGAGGGACUCCCGCUAGCUCCUCGCUUCCAUUAACGAGUCAAUUUAAUCAUUUCUUUAAAGGCUAUUACAGGGGUUGUGUGUUGUUUCCAACGGGACAUCACAUUCCUCCUGUUCUUCUACAUUUAUUCAUUUAACUGAAUUUAUCGGAGGCUAGCAAGCUCCUCGGCUAUGCUAACAGCUCAGUGAGAGCUCAUCACAGGCUGCAGAGAGAGAGAGAGAGAGAAAGAGAGAGAGAGAGAUCCACACAGGGCUGCGGAGAGAGAGAGAGAGAUCCACACAUCAAGGGAGGAAGAGAGAGAGAGAGAUCCACUCAUCAAGGAAGGAAGAGAGGACUUAUGAUGUGGGCUGAGGGAAGCGGAGGACUGUCAGGCAGUAGUAUUAGCCUUUAAGAAGACUCGUUUUCUCUCAUUAGUCCUGGUCGUGGUCCCAAGCUAACCUGUGUGGGACGGUGGAUGAAGAAAAGCAUUGGGACACUUUGAUUUGCGAGCUGCCUGGAUGAAUAGUAUCCGUGUUGCUGAGUCGUGAGCUGGUGGUCGCUGUGCCAGCUUCAAAGAGGGAGACACUGACAAGAUUACAAUAACCAGCCAGGUUGCUUAAAGAUGGCUUCGGCGAGCAGUAUUGCCGCAGCUAUUGCGAGCAAAACGAAGACGAAGAAGAAGCACUUCGUGGCUCAGAAAGUGAAGCUCUUCCGUGCCAGCGACCCUCUGCUCAGCGUGCUCAUGUGGGGAGUCAACCAUUCGAUAAACGAGUUAAGCCAUGUUCAGAUUCCCAUCAUGCUCAUGCCAGACGACUUCAAGGCCUACUCCAAGAUCAAAGUGGACAACCACCUCUUCAACAAGGAGAACAUGCCCAGUCAUUUCAAGUUCAAGGAGUACUGCCCCCUGGUGUUCCGAAACCUCAGAGAGAGGUUUGGCAUCGAUGAUCUGGAUUUUUUGAACUCCCUGACACGCAGCGCUCCGUUGAACAGUGAGGCCCAGGGGCGCAGCGGGGCUCGCUUCCACACCUCCUGUGACAAACGCUACGUCAUCAAGACCAUCAGCAGCGAGGACGUGGCCGAGAUGCACAACAUCCUAAAGAAAUACCACCAGUUCAUUGUUGAGUGCCACGGGAACACACUGCUGCCCCAGUUUCUGGGGAUGUACCGGCUCACCGUGGACGGGGAUGAGACCUACAUGAUUGUUACACGCAAUGUCUUCUCUCAUCGCCUCUCUGUCUUCAAAAAAUAUGAUCUCAAGGGUUCCACUGUGGCAAGAGAGGCCAGCGACAAGGAGAAGGCCAAGGAGCUGCCCACGUACAAGGACAAUGACUUCAUUAACGACGGCCAGAAGAUCCACAUCGAUGAGGAGAACAAGAAAAUGUUCCUGGAGAAGCUCCGGAAAGAUGUGGAGUUCCUGGCCCAGCUGAAGCUUAUGGACUACAGCCUGCUGGUGGGAAUCCACGACGUGGAGCGGGCCGAGCAGGAAGACGUGGAGAGCGAGGACAACGAGGCUGAGGAUGAAGGAGAGAGCGACGGAGGUGGCAUCGGAACGCCUCCCGACAGUCCCAGUAACACCCUGGACAGCACCAAGCCUCUGUCACCCGGAGAGUUCGACCCCAGCAUCGACGUCUACGCCAUCAAAAGCAAUGAGAGCGCUCCCAGGAAGGAGGUUUACUUCAUGGCUGUCAUAGACAUCCUGCAGCACUACGAUGCCAAGAAGAAAGCUGCUCACGCCGCCAAGACUGUCAAACACGGGGCCGGAGCGGAGAUCUCCACGGUGAACCCCGAGCAGUACUCCAAGAGGUUCUACGAUUUCAUCACCACUAUCCUGUCAUAGCCUCCAGGAGGGACGGGGGCACAGGGGCACGUGGGAGAGGGGAGGGCGAGCAGGGAGCAGGCUGAGGAGAGAGGUGACGGAGAGAGCUGUUUUAAUAAGGUGCUGUGAUGGCUUUGUGUCACUCUCUCUUCCUCCCUCUCUGUUUGUCGCUCCCUCUUCCAGCGGGGUGCCACGCUCUGCAGCUAAACAAAAACCCAUCAUUCGUUUACAUUUAACCUCUCCUCUGUUGAGUUCGUGUGUUACUUUGGAUGAUAAGGGUGUUUAAAGCAAGUGUCCAAGUCAUUACUUUUUUUACAUCAUUUGUUUUUGUCUGUUUCGUUGUUUAUGUGGGAAUACAGCUUUUUUAAUUGCCUCUAACACAACAUCCAGCACCCUGCGUUUGUUUAUGAUUUUGUUUGUACUGUGCGGGUUUAGACGUCUGGGGGAGUUAGGGGGAGGGUGCACAGGUAGAGGCGAGUGCAGAGGUCAGAUUAUGGCACAAAAAGAGGUUCCUCUCCAAAAGAAGGCUGCAGUGUGAGCUUGUGAGGAAGCCUCGCCUAAUGCAAUCUCUUCAUUUCAGGAAGUAGGAAGCAGUCUUCCAAAAGGCCAACUGCCAGACCCCCGCCCGAAAAGCUCCACGAGUACUCAGCCAAACCAACCUUCACAUUGAGCUCCCUCUCCAUCACUUUAGACGCCUUCAGUCCCCUCCUCAUCCUCCGUGUAGUUACUGAAUCAUGCUUCUGGGUUAUCCUCUGUGCUGAGUUCACGUGUCGCAGUAAACUAUAGCGCUCUAGUUGGUCGUCAGUGUACUUGUAUUGACUCUGAAUACGUUGGGCAUUGUUUGGUUGUUUAUUUUGUUCCUGUGGAAGAGAAUGACCCAGAAGUCCUGUGUGGUUAUUGUGAUUUAGAAUGAGGUCACUCCCUGUUAUAUCUCGGUAAAAGGGCGUCACAUGAAAACAUCAGCAGCCCUUAACUUUCUGUUGCCAUCAGCACCUUAUGAGUGAAUCAAAAACGUUGCACUUUUAUUUGUCAGUAGAGGUUAGGAGCUCUCGUUCUGUUACAUACGCCGCAACCAAGAGGAAGAAUGAAUCUUUCGAGGCCUGAUCUCAAACCCUUCUCCUCCGCUACGCCUCACCCGCGGCUGCUUCUCACUGGGAGGAUUGUUAGGGAAGCGUUUUUGCAAUAUUUGAGGAAGAGAGUGGAAGAGUUCUGUCCACAGGGCUUUUUGUAAACCAACCUUUAAUCCUCUUUGAGAAUCACGCUGCUGCGGCGAAGGUGUAGUGGUGUUGGGUUGUGGGAGCAGGCGGCAGUGCGAGUGUGCGUUCAGACUGUUUACCUCCAGCAUCGUACCAGCACACACCCAACGAUGGCGAGCGACGUGUGUGUGUGUGUGUGUGUGUGUGUCAGUGUUCAUAAAGAGGGGGAGAAAGAAAAGAGGCGAGGAGGGAGGUAGGGAAGACAAGCCUUGUGUUGUUAAACAUUAACACAGUCAAGCAUGGAGCUCUUCUCUGACCUCCUCUGAGAGUCACUUCUUCAUCGUCGUGUCGUCGUUGUUGUUGACUUUUUUAAAGGUGGUUUACCUGUGUUUGAAUUUGGCGGUUUUAUGCAUCGAUGUGGUAAUAUUUUUUUCUUUGUUUGUGUUUCUUUUGUAUAUUUUGCACAAGAGGAAAGGAACCAAAUGUUACGAAUACGAUCCCAAUUAGUCAAUAUGGUCUUAACAAGGGAAAUGCAAUAUACUUGUAUGUAAGUGAGAAACGUUGUUGUGCGUGUGAUGUUGUGUAUCACUUUCUGGAUAACCAACUAAAACAAGUAAAGUCGUCCUCGUUGACUAUUCUAACCCAUGCAAAAAGCUUCCAUCACGACGUGUUUGUUUGGAAUCAUAGAUUAUAUUCACAUUUAUAUUUUUACAUUGGAUUUUACUCAUGAAAUAUAGUCGUAUUUAAAAAAAAGGAGCCACCCUUUGGAAUGACUGAUGCUGUGUUAAAUGAAGAAUGAUACUGCUUGAAUUUAUAACGCUUACUCUAGAUGUACCUAAAAGAAAAAGUCAAAAAAAAUUAAACCUGCAUGUCACAGGACUACGUUUCCUUCCCCUCUCUCGUCUGUGUCGUCAGGUUCUCCUCGUGUCCCCUCUUUAACCAGAUCUGUUAGCUGUUGGCGUAAACUAGUCCCUACCAUGCUUUAAAUAACUGUUUCAUUGUAUACACUGUGCAAGAUGUGUGCCUUUAUACUCCGAAAUUAUUUAAUUUUAUAUUUUGUAAUCUUUUUUUAAAACAAAGGUAAAGGUUAUUUUAAUAAUAGGGUGUUUACUUUGACAUGCAUUGUUUCCAACGUUGUGUUUUUGACGCCCCGGCUGCUUCCACUCUACUUAAAUCAUCCUAAAACAAAUCAUAAAACAAAGCCGUUCUAAUGAUUGUGUUUGAACAGACAAAAGAUGAACCAUCUGUCUUUGAUUUAAAUACGGUGGAAGAGCUUCAAUUCUGUAACUGCAAAUCCAUAAAUCUGACUCUUCAGUGUGUGCAGGCGUCCUUUACCUCCGAGUGAGGUUUCGUCUGCUGAUAUUUACCCCGUGUUCCUUCACGCUGGUCCUGCCUUUAUAAAGAACGUGUGUGUGCGUGUGUGUGUAAGUGGAGUGUGUGUGUGUUGUGGUUGUGUUUCGAUGUGCUUCCCCCUCACCUCAGGAGUCUGUCAGCAUCUUCAUCCAAGAACUCACCUCCCAAAAGGCGCAGUCUUAUUUCAGGAAUGUUAUUUCAUUUUUAUUUUCGUCCAAUAUUUCACUCCUCCUCUUCCUCCUCGAUGUACAGCUUCCUUGUGUUCAUCUUUUUUUGCCUGCGUGUCAUCAGGGAGGGUUUCAGCUGAUAGAUCAUCCUGAGUCAGUGGUUAUUUGAUAUUUCUGUGUUCUUCACUAUUAAUCAGAUGUUUUGUUUCUGUUGUAGCUCAACCUGUACAUAGAUAAUGUCAUACAGAAAACACCUCCCAGCAUGCUCUGCUCCGUUCGGCCCUGGAGGCUCACACAGAAACAAAUAGAAAACAGAGCAGUGCAUGCUGGGAGAGAGAGUUUUCUUCUGUUUUGUUUUGGGAAAAUGAACUCUGGGUCUCAUAAGGAUGCCAGACUUUAACAGAUGCAAUGAAUGAUGAUAAUACACACGCCCUGCAGCUGAACCUUCACAUGAAUUAGUCCCUGCUUUAGAGACUUCUCAUGAACACGGCCACCCUUCACUUGCCAAAAGCAUCUUUGAGCAGUCCGAACUUCCCCACAUGAGCUUGAAGAACAUUGUGUAUCGUGUAAAUGUGUGUGUUUGUUUGAAAUGUUUGUAUUUUGUUUGUUUUUUUGGGAGAUGGAGCGAGGUAUGCUUCGCUGAUAAGUGAACCUGUGAAAAGUUUGUUUUUUUGCAAGUGUUAAGGGAAAGAUUGAUCACAAAUGCAAAAAAAAAAAAAAUACAGAGGCCAGGCGAGAUCUGCAGGGAUGGUAAUAAAUCCUUUGGCUUUUAAAAAAAUGCAAAUCUACAAAUAUUUGUUGCAAAGAACAAAAUAAAUAAAUGGAGAGUAUCUCAGUCCUCUGCAUGUCACGUUGAGUCUAAACGCACCAGGCCUGGAGAAACAUCCCCUCCUGCAAAGAAGCUUUGGCCUCAACACGGUCCAGAGUGCUUUCAAACCACUUCUAAAAAUAUGCAUCAGUUAGAGCAUUACUCUGUGUGUGUGUGAGAGAGAGAGAGUGUGUGUGUACGAGUGUGUGUUUGUUCAUUGAUGUCUGACAAUGGUUGAUGAGAGUUUCCUUUCAGUGGCAGAGAGGCCAAAUUGUUGAUGUAUGUGUAUUGGUCUUCACAUUUAAUGAUGAUGAUAAUAAUAAUAAUACACUCCAUUCCAUAAGCGUUCACUCAAAACAAUUAAAGCACUUGUUCUGCUUAACUCCAA
Notolabrus celidotus (New Zealand spotty) is the source of this 5989-nucleotide messenger RNA. It is a transcript of the gene pip4k2aa, whose product is annotated as phosphatidylinositol-5-phosphate 4-kinase, type II, alpha a. Gene Ontology annotation, molecular function: phosphatidylinositol kinase activity. Gene Ontology annotation, biological process: phosphatidylinositol metabolic process. NCBI's taxonomy places the organism in Eukaryota, Metazoa, Chordata, Actinopteri, Labriformes, Labridae. The transcript has 10 exons. The record is from RefSeq and is a predicted model, not a curated record. The coding region runs from base 884 to 2098 and encodes 404 amino acids.